CACGCUGUUUUUCUGAAUCGCGGCUGGCUUUACCGCAGUCAAGCUCCUGAGUUUUUCUUUCACUUAAAACUAUUCAUAAAACUGGGUCGCUGUUAAAGCAGAAAAGCAGAACGCUUUUUUAAAUCAGAAUCACUAUUCGUUUUCUGAGGGGAAACGUGUUAAAAUGAAGCCUUCCUUUAAUUUGCUUGCAGGGAUCUUGUUUUUACUCGACCACGUUGCAUCCAGUGUUGGAUCAGAUGAAGUGUUGGUGUCUCUGAUGGAGAAGGAUUCAGUCAUUUUUCACACUGGUGUUGUAACAAACCAACAAGAGGAUAUUAAAUGGUAUUUCAACACCACUCGCAUCGCUCAAAUCAAUGGCCAACUCACUUUUAUCUGUACAGAUGUUCAGUGUAAUGAAGGUACUGAGAGAUUCAGAGACAGACUGAAACUGGAUAAUCAAACUGGAUCUCUGACCAUCAUGAACAUCACAACCAUGGACUCUGGAGUUUAUGAACUGAAGAUCAUCAGCAGCAGCAGCGGUGAAAAAAUCUUCAAUGUUAAUGUCAAUGGUGUUUCUGCUGCUGAACAAAAAGAAGUGAAAAGAAACAAGAGAGAAUCUUUCACUUUAGAUUCUAGUGAAAUAAGAAAACCAAAUUAUGUGAUGACGUGGUAUUUUAAUGACACUCUCAUCGCUCAAAUUGCUAGUGAUUCCAAUAAAACCUGUACAGAUGUUCAGUGUAAAAAUACAGAUGAGAGAUUCAGAAACAGACUGGAGGUAAAUCGGACUGGAUCUCUGAUCAUCAAAGAUACCAGAAUCACAGACUCUGGACUUUAUAAACUACAGAUCAACAUCAGCGACAGCAGCUUCAGCAUCACCAGAGUGAAGAGAUUCAGUGUUACUGUCACUGAUUCAGGUCUGUCUUCAGCUGCUGUAGCUGGAAUAGUUAUUGCUGUGUUUGUUUUGCUGGUGGUUGCGGCUCUAAUUGCUGGUGUGUUUUGUUGUCGCCUCAAGAGAUAUAAACCAGCAGCACAGAAUGACAAUGAUGUUAAAAAUUCGUCACCAAAUCCAAAAGACAUUGCUUUGGGGACACGGGACAUCCUAAAAUCAGACUCAGAACAAGCCUAAAAUCGAUGUAACAUUAUUUAGCAUUUUGAUACUUUAACUGAAAGGUACACUAAAGAAAAUUAGAAAAUGAUGGAGAGAAGUGGAUCAGCUGAAACUCUCUUCUGAGUCACCGAGAUUUUUAGAUUUAUAUAUAGAUUUAUAUAUCCAUAGCAAUAGAUCAGUGAGUUCUUGAUGUUUUUCAGUAUAUGCAUUAUCAGUGCUGCUAAACUGAUGUAGACUGAGCAAUUACCGUUUUCUUAUCCUUUGCGCAGACAUAUUACUGCUAAUCCGUUCUAACUUAUUAUUUUGUCCUGCCUGUUUACAUCCUAUUUUAGCUGAUAGAACUGUGUUGUUUUUUUUUUUUUUUUUGUUUGUUUUUUUUUUUCACAAUUACCUCACCAAGGAGGACAUUAUGACCUCCUCCCAAUGUCUCAUACUGGAGAACACAAGCGCUCUUCAUAGUCUGCACUACUGAUAUUCCACGUGUUUCUACUCGUCUUGACUGAUAUAAUUAUGUUGCUAAUGCAUAUGGCUUAGCCAAAAACACCACCCCUAGCUGGAUCAACUCUAAAUAGCAUGGCUUUUUAGUUUUUAUAUGUCGACCAGCUACAGUGGAACCAAAAGCUUUAAAAUGCCUGAUUCACUGUUUUAUUUAAAAGUUGCUGAAACACUGUGACUUUGCUGAGUGUUGUAUGAUGUUGAGUGCCUGCAACAUGAUUUUGUGCCUUAACACUUCCCAAUAUUAUCCCUUUAACUAUCACUCCCAUUUUGAACACAGGCAUAAAAAUGCACUAUCCAGACUUACAUUUUUAUAAUUCAUGAAUAAAAACAUUUUGUGAUAUGAAUUUGAUAUACAUUUUCUGUGGUAAUGCAAUGUCUGAUUUUAAAAUGCCAGUUAACAGUGGUUCAGUGGCAAUCCUUGACUUUAGCAAAUACUAUAUUUUUUUGGACAUGAUUUAUUCCAUAUGAAAAUUAAACUUAUUGAUCGGGGAAAAUAACCUGUUUGAAACAUUAAAUCAACUGAAUUAACUGGUUUAAAAAUUAUUCACUAUUUCCAGUUGCUCAAAACGUCCUACGCUGGUGACCCCUCCAGGUCAGGUCAGAAUGGUGUAAAUGUAGUGAAAACUCAGGCCAAAACACACAAAAACACCUUUACAAACCAACUGGAAACGUUUUAACGGAGGUGUAAUCUAAACUGCUGCCUCUUUUUGUUUCUUCAUGUUGUUGUUUGUUGUUGACAAUAAAUGACUUUAUUUUGAAAUGUA
Molecule: messenger RNA, 2349 nt
Organism: Labeo rohita (rohu)
Lineage: Eukaryota; Metazoa; Chordata; Actinopteri; Cypriniformes; Cyprinidae
Exons: 5
Coding region: 164-1105 (313 amino acids)
Source: RefSeq, a predicted model, not a curated record